AGUUGUUUUGAACAUCUUAAAGCCUAAACAUUAAAAAUGCGUUCUCUAAUUGUCGUUGCUCUUCUGGCCUUCCUGGCUGUUGGUCUUGUGGCUGCCCGUCCAGCUGAGGACGAGGAGAACUCCGUCCAGGAAAGCACCGAUGAGGAUUCGUCCAACAACGCCGCCGAAGAAACAAAUGUUGAACAAAGUCAGGAUUCUGCAAAUGAGGAAGACCAAGAGCAAGAGCAAGAGCAAGAGCCCAAUGGUGAGGAUAAUGAGGAGAUCAAUGAAGAUAACAUCGAGUCGGAAGAUGAUGAUCAGGAGGAAGAUAAUGAACAGGAGGAAGAUAACAAUCAGUCGGAAGAUAACAAUCAAUCCGAUGAUGACAAUCAGUCGGAAGAUAACAAUGGAUCGGAAGGCGGUCAGGAGGAGAAUAAGCCACCCAAAAAGCAGACUCGUCCAUUUAUUCCUCGAUUCGGAGUUAAGGGACCAGUUCAUAUCUAUGCCAAACCCCUUUUCCUUGACUAAGCCUUAUGAAAUAAGUUUUAUAAAAAUGCAAAUAUUAUAAAUACAAAAUUUUAAAAUGUAAA
Molecule: messenger RNA, 569 nt
Organism: Drosophila elegans
Lineage: Eukaryota; Metazoa; Arthropoda; Insecta; Diptera; Drosophilidae
Product: glutamic acid-rich protein
Exons: 1
Coding region: 37-507 (156 amino acids)
Source: RefSeq, a predicted model, not a curated record